AUGGAACAAAAGGGGCGAAGUAAAGAAGGCAUUCGGGACCCUACCGCCUAUCGAAAGCGAGCUGAUCUGGCCACACCGGCGUCUAUCGAUCAGGACUUCAACUUCAUUACUUCCGUCGAGAGAUCCCUAGCGCGUGCAGACGAACUGACCAUAAGCAAAGGGAUUGACUUGGUCCCCAGUGGCAUCAUGCGAAAGGGUCAGGAGGCUAGACGGAAGUUUUCUGCCGAGCUCGAAAAGAGAGGUAUACGAUUAAUCAAGGCACCAGAAGGACUAUCGAGAAACAAACAGAAUAAGUCUCAUUGGGCGGGACAUGGGAGCUGCAUCAUGUGGACGACUGAAUGGAUAUGUUAUGACGGUGACAAGAAAACUUGCAAUGUACUCGAGUCGAGAACGGUUGAGGAAGCCUUUCUGUUUGCAUUUGGGAAACACGCCGUCCACCGCAAGAAACGCAAGCGAAGUGAUGCUGAAACAGCGUCAGUAUCAGCUCCUCAACCUGACGCCAGAUCUGUUCAGUCGGUCGCCGCCCGGGGAAGCAACGGAGAGAGCUCGCAUAACAGGAAUGUGGAAGGAGCCCCUGGAAACCCAGGAUCCGAAUCAUCUGUCCAAGAAUCAGGUAAUGACCAGACUGGCAUCGACAAGGACGAUGAAACGACGCGAAGGAAAGGCCAACCUCCAAAAACCCCGCAGGCGUCACAAGAUCUCCAGUUUUACCUUUUCAAACCAGACACGAUAUCCAAAGUGAAAUGCCUGAUUCCAGUUGCUCCGGACUCGAUGCUGGUCGAUGUUCUCCGCGAUCGGACCAUCCUGGAGUUUCCGACCUUCUACGUCCGGCAAGAAGGCCCGCAGAAUUUACAUGCUCCAUUCAUCACCGAAGAAAAUUACAACGAACAGUAUGGGACAGAAAUUCCCGUCAACGUGCCAACUUACGCUCCGGAGAACAAAGCAGAUGAGCCGAACCUCGUUUCUUUGGACAACAUCGACGAGAAAAAGGUCCUAGAAGUCCUUCAAAAAGACCUGAAUGGCUGA
Messenger RNA from Cladophialophora bantiana CBS 173.52, 1026 nucleotides. RefSeq lists its product as uncharacterized. The transcript is spliced from 2 exons. NCBI's taxonomy places the organism in Eukaryota, Fungi, Ascomycota, Eurotiomycetes, Chaetothyriales, Herpotrichiellaceae. Bases 1 to 1026 code for a protein of 341 amino acids. Gene Ontology annotation, cellular component: pre-snoRNP complex; nucleus. Gene Ontology annotation, biological process: maturation of LSU-rRNA from tricistronic rRNA transcript (SSU-rRNA, 5.8S rRNA, LSU-rRNA); box C/D snoRNP assembly; snoRNA localization. The record is from RefSeq and is a predicted model, not a curated record.